CCACCUGAAAUAAAAGAUCUCCGGGCUAAGAACAAUUAUAAAACCUUCAUUACUUUGCUCUUAAGUGCUACAAAAAUAAAAGAGAUGAGCAACCUCGAGGGUUCCUCCGGUCAAAUGAAGUUAGAAAUUGUGGAUGAAGAUGACAAUGAUUCCAUAGGUUUCAACACCGAUGACAAUGAGCCUCCCGAAAUUGAAAAAAACACAAAAAUAGUGUGUUCUCCAAAUUUAAAAUAUGUUGCAACUUGGGACUAUUUUAAAGAUAUAGUUUGCGUAUAUUCCAUCAGAGGACAGGGGGACCCUAAAUAUAGAGCCUCAUUUACGUUUAAUAUACUCGAAACACUCCGGGAAUCUAAUCCGAAAUUAAAUGGAUACUUCAUUGAUCUCCUUGAUGUAUCCGAUAAGAGUCACGUCAUUAUACGCGCAUCAUUAAACGAUACUUCUGGAACCACAGAUGAGUUGGUUCUUGUCGAUGCGAAAAAUCCACAAAAUUUGAAGUGCAACUUAUUAAAAAACUCCGGUAAUUGGGGGAAAUUAAUCGAUAGAUCCUUUAUCGUAAACCAAAACUACACGGAGUAUGUGAUUGUCAGAAGGAGUGGAAAUGUUGCUACCGGUUACUUGUUCACUGAAUUAGACUGGAAAUGUAAAAAUAUAUUUCGGAUUCCCGAUUUUAAUACAGAUGAUUAUAUCAAAAUAAGUGCAGAUGGGAAGCUAUUCCUAUACCGUAGUAACAUACACAUACUUAUGCAAUGGGACGUUAAAUCCUUAAAAUUUGAGAAAGAAUGGGCCUUAGAAUGGAGCUUCACUUCUCCACGUGGCUUCAUUGUCGGAAACAAGAUUAUCAAUGAAAACAUCCCUUAUUUGGCAAUUUGGGAUAACAAAAAUAUUUACACGUGCUCAUUGGAAGAACAACGUAUUGUAGCAUCAUAUACCACUGAAUACGAUAUAAAAGAAUGUUACUUUCUUUCAUCAAACGUUGGGGUGUAUUUGUUUGUUGUAUGCUCUAAAAAUAGCCGGAGUCAUUCAUAUUAUUUACUCGAUCCAUACACUCUAGGCAAAAAAAUUGAUGCAAAAAUUUUAAUGGAAUCAUCAGAAGGCACCGAAAAAAAGGUUGACCCGGACUUUGUGCAAAAUGAA
Messenger RNA from Acaulospora morrowiae, 1134 nucleotides. The record is from the annotation of a GenBank genome assembly. Lineage: Eukaryota; Fungi; Glomeromycota; Glomeromycetes; Diversisporales; Acaulosporaceae.